AACAAAUUGUUUCUUAUGUAGUAUAUUAUUAUACUACCUAUUUAGUAUUCAUAUAUUUUACUCAUUACUAAUAACUAUAAGAAAUAACUAAUAAAUAUAAAAAAGAAGCUACUUAAUAUUAUAUUAUUUGGUAUUUCCGAUUUCGGUGUUAUUAGUACUUAUUAGUUAUUAGUUAAACCAUUAUUUAAGAACCUUUGAGCUUCAACAUCAUAUUUUAUUUGUUAAUUUCAUAAUCAAGUAAUCUAAUUAUAUAAUAUUAUUUUAAUGGUUUAAUUUCUUAUUUGUCUUACUGAUUAUACUUAUUAAAUAUAACUGAAAUUAUGACAAAACAUCAGGUCAGAUGUCUUCUGCAGCGAUUGGUAUAGGUGCUAUUAUUUUAAUUGGACUUUGGUUUUCAUCUUUUAUAUUGUGUCUUCUGUCUCUUCGAACACGACAUAGUAUUGGACCAAUUGUUUUGGUAUCUACAAUCCUUAUAACAAUUAUAUUACUUUCAAUACCUCGUAGUACAGUAGAAACACCUAAACCAGAUAUAAAGAUUGUAGAUCCGCUGUAUGUUUGGCGUUUAGCAACUCUGAGCAUACUUUCUAUAAGUGCAGCAAUAGGAUUGGCUGCAUUGUUCUCUUCGCAUGUUAUGAGUCGUAAAACUGUGCCACAACUUAAAUCUUGGGUACUAUAAACUAUAAACAAUGUCUUUCAACCGAUUUCGUUGCCUGGAAAAAGUUCAUCAAACAACUAAACGAUCAAUGUCAGUGGGUCGUGUCUAUCGUAAAUCAUUUACAGUAUGUGGCAGUGAAGACUUUAUACAGAAUGUAUUAAAAAGUGAUAUUCCUGUGAUUGUCAACUUCCAUGCAGAGUGGUGUGAGCCUUGUUUAACAUUAACACCAAUGUUAAAAAAGAUGGUUGGGGACUCACCGUCUGUACAUUUAGCAAUAGUAGAUGUUGAAAAGAAUGCUGAUUUGGUUCACACUUUUGAGGUAAAAGCAGUUCCAGCUGUUUUAGCCAUUCGUGAUGGUCAUGUCAUUGACAAAUUUAUUGGACUCAUUGACAAUGACAUGAUCAAUGAAAUGGUGAAAAAAAUAUCUAAGCCGGAAGAAGUAUAGACACAAUGAUAAUCAUAUAUAUAUAUAUAUAUAAUUGUAUAAAAGCAUUAUAUAGUGACACAUAAUAUAUUAUAUCUUUUAUUGUAGUACCUAUAUAUUGUAAUAGCUUGCUUUUAAACCAGUUUUUUAGACAUUCAUUUCUUAAAUAUUAAUUAAUUCUUAACAUGAUUAAAAAUUUGAAUAUUAUUUUGUUUAAAAUUCAAAGUAAAUUCAACAUUUAUUGUUUUUCUAGUCACUAUUAUGUUAUUUGUUUUAUAUUUCUAUUGAAAUGUUUAAUAAUAAUUUGUGUGUUUAUGUAAAUAUCAAAAAACAUGUAUUAGUAAUUUUAAUUUUUUUUUUUAAAUAUAGUAAUUUAAACAUUGCA
Molecule: messenger RNA, 1464 nt
Organism: Metopolophium dirhodum (rose-grain aphid)
Lineage: Eukaryota; Metazoa; Arthropoda; Insecta; Hemiptera; Aphididae
Product: thioredoxin, mitochondrial
Exons: 3
Coding region: 687-1100 (137 amino acids)
Biological process (GO): cell redox homeostasis
Cellular component (GO): mitochondrion
Source: RefSeq, a predicted model, not a curated record